Messenger RNA from Myotis daubentonii (Daubenton's bat), 3534 nucleotides. It is a transcript of the gene POLD1, whose product is annotated as DNA polymerase delta 1, catalytic subunit. The record is from RefSeq and is a predicted model, not a curated record. Gene Ontology annotation, molecular function: DNA binding; nucleotide binding; DNA-directed DNA polymerase activity. Gene Ontology annotation, cellular component: delta DNA polymerase complex. NCBI's taxonomy places the organism in Eukaryota, Metazoa, Chordata, Mammalia, Chiroptera, Vespertilionidae. Gene Ontology annotation, biological process: DNA replication proofreading; nucleotide-excision repair, DNA gap filling; base-excision repair, gap-filling.
AUUUCUCUCCCUAUUUGGGCACGAGGGGCGUGGCCUGCUCGGCGCGCCGCGGCUCUGGGCCUGCGCGCGCUGGAGUCAGGGGUCACGGCGGCGCAGUCCGUGGCGGGAAACGCUGUUUGAAGCGGGAUGUAUGACAAGCGGCGGCCGGGCCCGGGGGCCGGGGCCGGGGUGCCCCCGAAGCGGGCCCGCGGGGGCCUCUGGGAUGAGGAUGAGGCCCCUCGGCCAUCCCAGUUUGAGGAGGAGCUGGCGCUGAUGGAGGAGAUGGAGGCCGAGCGCAGGCUGCAGGAGCUGGAGGAGGAGCUGCAGUCGGCCCAGGAGGGGGCUGCCGACCGGCACUUCUCCCCGACAGCCAGAGAUGCCCGCUGGCUUCGGCCCACCCCACCUUCCCUGGACCCCCAGACGGAACCCCUCAUCUUCCAGCAGUUGGAGAUCGACCAUUAUGUGGGCCCAGCCCGGCCCCUGCCUGGGGCGCCUGCACCCUCCCGCAGCUCCGUGCCUGUGCUCCGCGCCUUCGGGGUCACUGAUGAGGGCAUCUCCGUCUGCUGCCACAUCCACGGCUUCGCCCCCUAUUUCUACACCCCAGCGCCCCCGGGCUUUGGGCCCGAGCACCUGGGUGAGCUGCAGCGGGAGCUGAACGGGGCCAUCAGCCGGGACCAGCGCGCGGGCAAGGAGCUCCAGGGGCCGGCCGUGCUGGGCGUGGAGCUGUGCUCCCGGGAGAGCAUGUUCGGGUACCAUGGGCACGGCCCCUCGCCGUUUCUGCGCAUCACCCUGGCUCUGCCCCGCCUCGUGGCCCCCGCUCGCCGCCUCCUGGAGCAGGGAGUCCGUGUGGCAGGCCUGGGCACCCCCAGCUUUGCGUCCUAUGAGGCCAACGUUGACUUUGAGAUCCGGUUCAUGGUGGACGCGGACAUCGUGGGCUGCAAUUGGCUGGAACUGCCCGCUGGGAAAUACGUCCUGAGGCCGGAGGGGAAAGCCACACUGUGUCAGCUGGAGGCAGACGUACUGUGGUCAGACGUGGUCAGCCACCCGCCAGAAGGGCAGUGGCAGCGAAUCGCACCCCUGCGUGUGCUCAGCUUUGACAUCGAGUGCGCCGGCCGCAAAGGCAUCUUUCCUGAGCCCGAGCGGGACCCCGUGAUCCAGAUCUGCUCGCUGGGCCUGCGCUGGGGCGAGCCGGAGCCCUUCCUGCGCCUGGCGCUCACCCUGCGGCCCUGCGCCCCCAUCCUGGGUGCCCAGGUGCAGAGCUACGAGCGGGAAGAGGAGCUGCUCCAGGCCUGGUCGACCUUCAUCCGCACCAUAGAUCCCGACGUGAUCACCGGCUACAACAUCCAGAACUUCGACCUUCCCUACCUCAUCUCCCGGGCCCAGCACCUCAAGGUGCAGGACUUCCCCUUCCUGGGCCGUGUGGCUGGCCUCCGCUCCACCAUCCGGGACUCGUCCUUCCAGUCGAAGCAGACUGGCCGGCGGGACAGCAAGGUGGUCAGCAUGGUGGGCCGCGUGCAGAUGGACAUGCUGCAGGUGCUGCUGCGGGAGUACAAGCUCCGCUCCUACACGCUCAACGCCGUGAGCUUCCACUUCCUGGGGGAGCAGAAGGAGGACGUGCAGCACAGCAUCAUCACCGACCUGCAGAACGGGAACGACCAGACGCGCCGCCGCCUGGCGGUGUACUGCCUCAAGGACGCCUUCCUGCCGCUGCGGCUGCUGGAGCGGCUCAUGGUGCUGGUGAACGCCAUGGAGAUGGCGCGCGUCACCGGCGUGCCCCUCGGCUACCUGCUCACCCGCGGCCAGCAGGUCAAGGUGGUGUCGCAGCUGCUGCGGCAGGCCAUGCGCGAGGGGCUGCUGAUGCCCGUGGUGAAGACAGAGGGCGGCGAGGACUACACGGGAGCCACGGUCAUCGAGCCCCUCAAAGGGUACUACGACGUCCCCAUCACCACCCUGGAUUUCUCCUCGCUGUACCCGUCCAUCAUGAUGGCCCACAACCUGUGCUACACCACGCUCCUGCGGCCCGGCGCCGCCCAGAAACUGGGCCUGACCGAGGACCAGUUCAUCAAGACGCCCACCGGGGACGAGUUUGUGAAGACGUCGGUGCGCAAGGGGCUGCUGCCCCAGAUCCUGGAGAACCUGCUCAGCGCCCGGAAGAGGGCCAAGGCCGAGCUGGCCAAGGAGACAGACCCCCUGCGGCGGCAGGUCCUGGACGGGCGGCAGCUGGCACUGAAAGUGAGCGCCAACUCUGUGUACGGCUUCACCGGCGCCCAGGUGGGCAAGCUGCCGUGCCUGGAGAUCUCCCAGAGCGUCACCGGGUUUGGGCGCCAGAUGAUUGAGAAAACGAAGCAGCUGGUGGAGUCCAAGUACACAGUGGAGAACGGCUACAGCGCCAGCGCCAAGGUGGUGUACGGCGACACCGACUCCGUCAUGUGCCGGUUUGGUGUCUCCUCCGUGGCGGAAGCGAUGGCUCUGGGGCGGGAGGCUGCAGACUGGGUGUCCGGCCACUUCCCCUCCCCCAUCCGGCUGGAGUUUGAGAAGGUCUACUUCCCUUACCUGCUCAUCAGCAAGAAGCGCUAUGCUGGCCUGCUCUUCUCCUCCCGGCCCGACACCCAUGACCGCAUGGACUGCAAGGGCCUGGAGGCUGUGCGCAGGGACAACUGCCCCCUGGUGGCCAACCUCGUCACCGCCUCCCUUCGCCGCCUGCUCAUCGACCGAGACCCCGAGGGCGCCGUGUCCCACGCACAGGACGUCAUCUCGGACCUGCUGUGCAACCGCAUCGACAUCUCGCAGCUGGUCAUCACCAAGGAGCUGACCCGCGCGGCCGCCGACUACGCCGGCAAGCAGGCCCAUGUGGAGCUGGCCGAGAGGAUGAGGAAGCGGGACCCCGGGAGCGCGCCCAGCCUGGGAGACCGGGUGCCCUACGUGAUCAUCGGGGCCGCCAAGGGCGUGGCUGCCUACAUGAAGUCCGAGGACCCCCUGUUUGUGCUGGAGCACAGCCUGCCCAUCGACACGCAGUACUACCUGGAGCAGCAGCUCGCCAAGCCGCUCCUGCGCAUCUUCGAGCCCAUCCUGGGCGAGGGCCGCGCCGAGGCCGUGCUGCUGCGGGGGGACCACACACGAUGCAAGACCGUGCUCACCGGCAAGGUGGGCGGCCUCCUGGCCUUCGCCAAGCGGCAGAGCUGCUGUAUCGGCUGCCGCACUGUCCUCAGCCACCAAGGAGCCGUGUGCAAGUUCUGCAAGCCCCGGGAGUCGGAGCUGUAUCAGAAGGAGGUGUCACACCUGAACGCCCUGGAGGAGCGCUUCUCGCGCCUGUGGACGCAGUGCCAGCGCUGUCAGGGCAGCCUGCACGAGGACGUCAUCUGCACCAGCCGGGACUGCCCCAUCUUCUACAUGCGCAAGAAGGUGCGCAAGGACCUGGAGGACCAGGAGCAGCUUCUGAGGCGCUUCGGCCCCCCUGGCCCCGAGGCCUGGUGACCCCUGACCUCCGCAGGCCUCCCAGGAGGGCCCUGCCGGCGGGGACCGGUGGAGAACUAAUAAAGUUUGGACCUUUUGUUA